Mesoplodon densirostris (Blainville's beaked whale) is the source of this 2649-nucleotide messenger RNA. RefSeq names its product kirre like nephrin family adhesion molecule 2 (gene KIRREL2). NCBI's taxonomy places the organism in Eukaryota, Metazoa, Chordata, Mammalia, Artiodactyla, Ziphiidae. Gene Ontology annotation, biological process: cell-cell adhesion. The coding region runs from base 1 to 2571 and encodes 856 amino acids. Gene Ontology annotation, molecular function: cell adhesion molecule binding. The record is from RefSeq and is a predicted model, not a curated record. The transcript is spliced from 17 exons. Gene Ontology annotation, cellular component: cell-cell junction.
AUGUCAGACCCAGGGUCCCAGGCCCCCAGUCCCGGCUCUGUCGGCUCAGGGUCCCUCCCACCUGCCCGGCCAGCUGCGCAGCGCACCGCGGGCCGGCAGCGUGGGAACGCCCCAGCUGGGCGGCAUCCAUCCCCCAACCCCGGCAGGGUGCAGGUGUCCAACCCAGCCGGUACCCCCUCCUUCAACCCAGGUGUUCCAGCUCCCAGACUGAAAGGGCGCUGGGGUGUCCUCCCGCUGGGGGGACCCGGCCCUGCGUGCCCCCAUUCAUCCGCGUCUGGGCCCUGGGAGUUUCUCAGCGGGAAGAGGGCGGGUCUCCCAGAAGGCGGGCCUGGGCGGGGCGAGGGGGAUCAGACCCUCCAGGGUCUCUCCGAGACCGAGCGCGCGGAACUGGCCUGCGUUUCAGAGUCGCGGAGCCUGCGGCGGAGACAGGGGGUGCUUCUAGCCUGGAGCGAAGAGAUGCUGGUCCGCGCACUCCUUGUCCUCUUCUUCUGCCUCAGAGGGUGUGCAGGCCUGUCACCCCACUUCCUGCAACAGCCAGAAGACCUGGUAGUACUGCUCGGGGACGAGGCCCGUCUGCCCUGUGCCCUGGGCGCAUACUGGGGGCUGGUUCAGUGGACUAAGGAUGGGCUGGCUCUAGGGGGCGAAAGAGACCUGCCAGGGUGGUCCCGGUACUGGAUAUCAGGGAAUGCAGCCAGCGGCCAGCACGACCUCCACAUUAGGCCCAUAGAGCUAGAGGAUCAAGCAUCCUACGAAUGUCAAGCUACACAAGCAGGCCUCCGCUCUCGACGAGCCCAACUGCACGUGCUGGUCCCUCCAGAACCCCCCCAGGUGCUGGGUGGCCCCUCUGUGUCUCUGGUUGCUGGGGUUCCUGCGAAUGUGACCUGCCGGAGCCGUGGGGAUGCCCGCCCCGCCCCUGAGCUGCUGUGGUUCCGAGAUGGGGUCCGGAUAGAUGGGGCCACCUUCUGCCAGACCCUGUUGAAGGAAGGAACCACUGGGUCAGUGGAGAGCAUCUUAUCUUUGACCCCUUCCAGCCACGAUGAUGGAGCCAUCUUGGUUUGCCGGGCUCGGAGCCAGGCCCUGCCUGCGGGGAAGGACACAGCUAUCACACUGAGCCUGCAGUACCCCCCAGUGGUGACUCUGUCUGCAGAACCACAGACAGUGAAGGAGGGAGAGAAGGUCGCUUUCCUAUGCCAGGCCACAGCCCAACCUCCUGUCACUGGCUAUAGGUGGGCAAAGGGGGGCUUCCCUGUGCUUGGGGCCCGCGGGCCAAUGUUGGAGGUAGUGGCGGACGCUUCAUUCCUGACUGCGCCGGUGUCCUGCGAGGUCAGCAACGCAGUGGGUAGCGCCAACCGCAGCACAGCGCUGGAUGUGCGAUUUGGGCCGAUUCUGCAGGCAAAGCCGAAACCCUUAUCCGUGGACGUAGGGGAAGACGCCUCCUUCAGCUGUGUCUGGCGCGGGAAUCCGCUUCCACGGGUAACCUGGACCCGCCGCGGGGACGCGCAGGUGCUGGCCUCCGGGCCCACGCUACGUCUUCUCGCGGUGGGGCUGGAGGAUGCAGGCGACUACGUUUGCAGAGCUGGGCCGGGGCUCUCGGGCCUGCGGGGAGGCGCUGCGGAAGCUAGGUUGACUGUGAACGCUCCCCCAGUGGUGACCGCCCUGCACUCUGCGCCCGCCUUCCUGAGGGGCCCCGCCCGCCUCCAGUGUCUAGUCUUAGCCUCCCCCGCCCCAGAAGCCGUGGUCUGGUCUUGGGAUGAGGGCUUCCUGACGGCGGGGUCGAGGGGUCGGUUCCUGGUGGAGACAUUCCCAGCCCCAGAGGGCCGCGGGGGACAGGGUCCAGGCCUGAUCUCUGUGCUGCACAUUUCGGGGACCCAGGAGUCCGACUUUAGCCGGGGCUUCAACUGCACUGCCCGGAACCGGUUGGGCGAAGGAGGCACCCAGGUCAGCCUGGGACGUAGAGACUUGCUGCCCGCUGUGCGGAUUGUGGCUGGAGUGGCCGCUGUGGCCAUGACUCUCCUUAUGGUCAUCACUGGGGUUGCCCUCUGCUGCUGGCGCCACGGCAAGGCCUCAGCCUCUUUCUCCAAGCAAAAGAAUCUGGUGCAAAUCCCAGGGAGCAGCAACGGCUCCAGUUCGAGGGGUCCCGAGGAGGAGACAGGCAGCAGCAAGGACCAGGGCCCCAUCAUGCACACAGACCACAGUGACCUGGCUCUGGAUGAGGAGGGAGCUCUGGAGACCAAGGACCCAACCAAUGGUUACUACAAGGUCCGAGGAGUCAGUGUGAGCCUGAGCCUUGGAGAAGCCCCUGGAGGAGGUCUCUUCCUACCACCCUCCUCCCCUCUUGGACCUCCAGGGACCCCUACUUUCUAUGAUUUCAAAACACAUCUGGGCAUUGCUCCCCCCUGCAGAUUAUAUAGAGCCCAGGCAGGUUAUCUCACCACACCCCAUCCUCGAGCUUUUACCAGCUACAUCAAACCUACAUCCUUUGGACCCCCAGAUCUGGCCCCCAGCACUCCCCCCUUCCCAUAUGCUGCCUUCCCCACACCCAGCCACCCACGUCUCCAGACUCAUGUGUGACAUCUCUCCAACUGAAGAGUCCUGGGAUCUUCAACUUGCCAUAAUGGAUUGUCCUGAUUUCUGAGGAACCAGAACAAG